Acipenser ruthenus (sterlet) is the source of this 1824-nucleotide messenger RNA. RefSeq names its product iroquois-class homeodomain protein IRX-1-like. Gene Ontology annotation, cellular component: nucleus. Gene Ontology annotation, molecular function: RNA polymerase II cis-regulatory region sequence-specific DNA binding; DNA-binding transcription factor activity, RNA polymerase II-specific. The record is from RefSeq and is a predicted model, not a curated record. NCBI's taxonomy places the organism in Eukaryota, Metazoa, Chordata, Actinopteri, Acipenseriformes, Acipenseridae. The coding region runs from base 76 to 1167 and encodes 363 amino acids. The transcript is spliced from 2 exons. Gene Ontology annotation, biological process: neuron differentiation; cell development; regulation of transcription by RNA polymerase II.
UAACGAGCUACAGCGCCUUUAGUAACGAGCUGUCAAUCUCUGUGGAUAAGCACGCCCCCCGCCACAGCUCGCUAUAUGAAGGGCGGCCCCGGCUCAGGCAGCGUCACUGGAAUUUCGAGUCUCGAGUGUUCCAAGAUGCCUGCGUCACAGAUGGGAUUUGGAGAUUUCUUUAUUGGGAAAAACAUCAACAUGCCGCAUGGAUAUCAGACUAUGGUUUUGGAGUGCCCACCUGGGGUCCCCCCUGUUCCUGGUCACCCUGCAGUAGCUGGAGCACCCCUGUCCUAUCCUGGGAUGCAGGGCUACAGUUUCAUCCCCUAUCUGCAUCUGGGACACAACAUGAGACAAAUGAGUCCCUAUCAGCUGAAGUCAGCGUCUCCCUACCACCAGGCUCUCCUCGGCCAAGGUGCACCCUUCUACUCGCCCUACCGAGCCGUGGCAGCUGACGACCCGGGUAGGGCAGGCAAAGCGGCCGCCCGAGAGAGCACCGGAGCGCUCAAGGCCUGGCUCAGCGAGCACCUGAAGAACCCCUACCCGACCAAGGGCGAGAAGGUCAUGCUGGCCAUUGUCACCAAGAUGAGCCUCACCCAGGUCUCCACCUGGUUCGCCAACGCCAGGAGGCGACUGAAGAAGGACAACAAAGUGAGCUGGAUGUGCAAGAACAAAUCCGACGAGGAGAGCGAGAGCGAGGAAGAGGAGGCUGGAGAGAAAAGCGAGCGUGCGGAGGAGGAGGAGGAGGAGGAGGAAGACAUUGAUUUACAGACUGUGGAUGACAAUGAGAAAGAACGUUCUGGGUCUGACGGUUCCGACCAGGAGUCCACCAGGACUCCAGACAGGCUCAGUCCAGUGACUCCAGGGGACGGGCUAAAGGAAUCGGAAAGAAAGACUGAAAAUAAGGGGGUCACACGCUUGGGGGAUUAUACUAAACCCCAACUAGGAGCUAAAGAGAACACACAGCCUCAGAAACCCCAAAUAUGGUCCUUGGUUGAGACAGCAACCUCGGGCACGGGGCACAGUGCAGUGCAGAAAAGACCCGUUCAUCAUAUCAAGAGUCAGGACACUGGCGGCUUGUGGGCAGAUUUGGCUGUCAGGAACGGACAGUAUUUUCCUGUGUAUUUGCCAGCACAUUACACCCAGAGACAAACCCUUCCCGGCGGUAUGAACUGUUAGUAUGGAAGCUGUCGGACACGACCGCAUCCGUCUCUAAGUGCACUUCAUUUACAGUUUCAAAGUGACUAUUCUCAUUGUAAAAGCCAUUGCAUUCGCUUCUCAUUUCUUUUUUUCAUACUAUGUAUUUUUGUACAUGAUGUAAAUAAUAAAUCGUUUUUUUUUAAUACCUUAAUUGUAUAAUAUUUAUGCAAUAAAUGCUUUGAAAUCUAAACAGAAAAUGUUUUGUGGAUUUUGUCUGUAUCAGUUACCAGCCGGUAGUGCAGCAUUCUGAACCAAUUCACAAACUGUUACUUUUUAUUUUUUUACUUUUAAAAUAUACAACAUACAAUUUUCGUUUAGUUUUAUUAAGAAUUAAAGUGUAAAAUUAAGAUAAAUACAGCUAAAUAAUCUUUUUUUUUCAUUUUUACAAUAGUGUGCUAUAAUAAAAUGCCGUUUAGUUAAUUAUUACUAACUGUGCACAAUGUAUCAAAAGUUAGCAUUAGAAGUUAUGUAUGCAAUUACUUGUGUGACUGAUAACAAUGUUUGAAUAAACAGCGUUCCUGUGCAUUGCAGAUAUGUGCAAAAACAAUGCAAACAUCUUUUUAACUUUAUAACAAGUAAUUCAGAUUUAAAAACCAAUACAAAACGCCGGCAUAUUCCGAUAAGCAGUCUUCAGGA